AAAAUCGCAAAAACCAUUUGUUCAUAAACUAUUAUCCCACUGUGGAUGUGGGAUAAUUUAUUGUCUAGAGGCUAAAAAUCUUCUCUGUUUAUUUACAGUUGCAGACUGAGAGUGUGACUAAUACAUAAAUACAUUUCUUCCGAUUGAAUCAAAGAUCGCCCCAAUCGAUUCUUCUUCAGGUGUCGUUUCGAGGACUGAACUGUGGCCAUUGGGUAUUUGUGAAUCCAAAUGUGUGUUGUAAAAGAGAAGAUUUAUACACACUAGUAUAGCAUUAUACACAUAAUUUCAUUUUGCUGGGUGUGGAGGUAAAUUAGAAGCAAUCAAAAUGAUCCUAAGCAAGCCGCUUGUUUUGACUUACCUCUACCUUUUAGUCUACAUUCUGCUCUCUUCCGGUGUUAUUUUGUAUAACAAGUGGGUUCUUUCUCCAAAAUAUUUCAACUUUCCUUUACCCAUUACUCUUACAAUGAUCCAUAUGGCAUUUUCUGGGAUGGUAGCCUUUGUUCUUGUUCGUGUAUUCAAGGUUGUUUCUCCGGUGAAUAUGACUUUUGAAAUAUAUGCAACAUGUGUAGUACCAAUAAGUGCCUUCUUUGCUGCAAGUCUUUGGUUUGGGAAUACUGCUUAUUUGUAUAUUUCGGUGGCCUUCAUCCAGAUGCUUAAAGCUCUAAUGCCAGUGGCGACUUUUAUCAUGGCUGUUAUGUGUGGCAUUGAUAGAGCAAGAUGUGACGUGUUCUCCAACAUGUUGCUGGUCAGUGUUGGAGUUGUCAUCUCCUCAUAUGGGGAAAUUCAUUUUAAUGUCGUCGGGACAGUUUACCAAGUCACUGGCAUCUUUGCAGAAGCACUAAGGCUGGUUUUGACCCAAGUUCUUCUUCAGAAAAAGGGCUUGUCCUUAAAUCCUGUUACCAGCUUAUACUACAUAGCUCCAUGCAGCUUUGUCUUUUUGUUUGUGCCUUGGUAUUUACUGGAGAAGUCUGAGAUGGAGGUUUCACAGAUUCAGUUCAAUUUUUGGAUCUUCUUCUCCAAUGCUCUUGCUGCAUUAGCUUUGAACUUCUCGAUAUUUUUGGUUAUUGGUAGAACAGGAGCAGUCACCAUUAGGGUUGCUGGUGUCCUAAAAGACUGGAUACUGAUAGCCCUUUCGACCGUCAUAUUUCCUGAGUCCACAAUAACCGGGCUGAAUAUAAUUGGUUAUGCAAUUGCACUUUGUGGUGUUGUCAUGUACAAUUACUUGAAGGUCAGGGAUGUACGUGCCUCUCAGCUGUCUGAAACUUUGCCUGAAAGACUAGCAAAGGAUUGGAAGUUGGAGAAGAAGUCAUCUGAUUUAUUCACACCCAACAACAACGGUGAUAAUAAUGGAACAGGUAGCGGAGGUGGCAUUUCUUCUGAUUUGAAGACCGACGAAGAAGCUCCUCUAAUUUCAUCGAGGCUAUCGCACAUAGGUCGGUCACAACUUGGCAACCACGCUGCAUGAUUAUUUUUUGAUGCUGUUCAACCGUAGUUUUUGGAAAUUUUACAUCCUGAAAGAGAAG
Molecule: messenger RNA, 1523 nt
Organism: Mercurialis annua (annual mercury)
Lineage: Eukaryota; Viridiplantae; Streptophyta; Magnoliopsida; Malpighiales; Euphorbiaceae
Product: probable sugar phosphate/phosphate translocator At3g17430
Exons: 10
Coding region: 326-1465 (379 amino acids)
Cellular component (GO): endosome; Golgi apparatus; trans-Golgi network
Molecular function (GO): antiporter activity
Source: RefSeq, a predicted model, not a curated record